CCUAGUGCUUUACGAAAGAAUUUAGUUUCAGCGAUACUAGUCUCUGGUAAUGCACGAGGCGCCAAAAUACGUUCUAUUUUGAGCAGUAUUAUACAAAGUGAGGCCAUUUAUGUGGAAUGCCUAAACAAAAUGCUGCAGUAUAAACGAGCCAUACACUCGACACUCGGCACAUCACAGCCUGUGAUCAAAGAAGAUGAGGAAAAUACGAUUUUCUUCAAAAUCGACGAACUAUACGAUGUGCAUACACAAUUUCUAAGCAAUUUAAAAACGAUCGUUGCACACGAGGGUGGAGACGUGCUAAUCGGUGAGCCCUUCAAACGUCUCGCCGAGAGUUUCAAUUUAUAUAGCGCUUUUUUACAUAACUAUGGCCAAGCCAUUGAAACCGUAAAGAAGUGCAGCGCAAAUAAUCCACAAUUUAAGCAAAUUGUAUCCACAAUUGUUAUAAAUUUGCACACCGAGCAAUCACUAACGCUGGAGGAUUUGCUACAUAAACCGGUGGCGCGUGUACAAAUCAAUGCUUUAGUAUUCAACGAUUUGUUGCGCGAGACACCACCCAAUCAUCCAGAUCAUCAGCCGCUGCGUCAGGCUCACAAGACCAUACAUUUGUUCUUGAAGCAAUUCAAUGUAGUUAAUCAGCGCUUACCCACAGAAUCGAACAAGAAUCUGAGGCGUAUGGUUAAGAACUCAUUCAUUGUUGAAUUAGUGNUUAUCGCCUGUGCCAAAUACAAGGCAUCCGGUAGAGAUCGCAUCGACUACGAACUCAAAUGGUUUAUACCAUUAAAGGAUGUCAUCGUCUACGAGGAAGCAGACGCCAGUGCUGACCUUAAAGAAUCUAGUCCUGCAAAUAUCUUGCAAUUGAAAACACAAGCGUGCACCGUACGCGAUCAAUUAUUACUUGAAGAGAAAGAUGAGAAAGGACGAAAGUCCAAUGGCUUGCGUUCGGGAGAUAAAUAUCGUCGCAAAUUGGCCGAUUUGGAGUCACAGCUAGUUUUGGCCUCACCGAAUUUAGUCUUCCGCAUUGGCAACAGAGCUACAAAUAAGACGAUCACGUUCUUCUUAAGUUCGGAUUUCGAGCGCACACAAUGGAAUGAGUCGAUUAUGUCUUUGAAGCAAACUUGUAAUAUACCCGGCGCGAAUACGAUAAACGCGCUGGAGGUACAUGCCUUCAUCGUAGCCAUGCAGAAGGGUAUGAAAACCGAAAUGGGCUCUUAUCUAAUGCGAAACACCAACGACGAAAGCUUAUUGGUCGGCGAUCUACAUAUGACUGUACAGGGUUUGACAGGACUUGAUCAGCCUGCUGAUUUGUAUAUUUGCAUUGAGGUGGAUUCUUAUGGUCAUUACUUUCGCAAGGCAACGACGAAGAUGGUAUGCCGCAGCAUGAGUCCACUUUGGAAUGAGAGUUUCGUAUUGGAACUCGAGGGCAGUCAGAAUGUACGCAUUCUACUGUAUGAAGCACAUGAGCGCCCAAAACUACGUGCUAAGCAUGUACUGAAGCUUAGUCGAAGUUGGUUGCAGGAGACUCCAAUGCCACGAGUACUGAAACUUGGCGAAACAAUAACGCUAAACACCACGCUUCGGUUUGUUCCCGGCGAAGUGACGUUACGGCGUGUGCCAACAUCGAAACCGGGUGCGCUCUUCGGUGCCAAAAUGAGUCAAGUUUUAAAGCGUGAGAAGCGUGACAUUCCGUUUAUAAUUAGUGCCUGCAUACGUGAGGUAGAGAGACGUGGCAUGUCUGAAGUGGGCAUUUAUCGGGUGAGCGGAUCGGCUUCCGAUUUGGCAAAAUUGAAGAAAUCUUUUGAAACAAAUGCCUACGAGGCUGAACAACUGCUAAAGGAUGUGGAUAUACACUCAGUAACGGAUUUGAAGUCAUAUUUGCGAGAGUUGCCCGAAGCAUUGUUCACUGAUGCGCUGUAUCCGAAAUUCUUUGAAACUUUUAGCGCCUUUAGCAACAAUAACGAAGCAGCGCGCAUAAGCGAACUCACAAAAGUAUUUGAAGAACUGCCACAGGCUAAUAAAGCAUCCAUAACCCAUAUUUUGGACCACUUAAUAAGGGUGCAUAAUCAGGAAGCGGACAAUAAGAUGUCAUUGCAUAAUUUAGCUAUGGUGUUUGGUCCGACGUUACUAAGGCCUGGUCAAACGCAAGCCAAACAAAAGGACCUUCUCGCUUCCAGUACAGUUGAUGUUAUGGCACAAGCUGGCAUUCUCUAUUGCUUCCUGCAGGCUCGCAUAAAAAAGGAUAAAUUUUCAAUCAUAAGCGAGUGGAAUUAAUGAAAUAUGAAAACCAGAAAUAUUGUAUAAUGCAUAUAUUUUUGUAGCAAGCAAGCGCCUUUGUAUGCAUGAGCAUAACCUGCGUAAGAGAAAUUAUUCUUAUAACUACGUAGCUUCCAUUGUAUUUGUACAUACAUACAUAUGCAAAGCAAAUGUCGACAGUUCGCUGUACUAAAGAAAAAACUGAAUAUGGCGAUGUAGGAACAGAUGCGUUGAAAGAUAUACAAAAAAAAAAACAAAAACA
Rhagoletis zephyria (snowberry fruit fly) is the source of this 2512-nucleotide messenger RNA. RefSeq names its product breakpoint cluster region protein-like. Gene Ontology annotation, cellular component: membrane. Gene Ontology annotation, biological process: signal transduction; positive regulation of GTPase activity. Gene Ontology annotation, molecular function: GTPase activator activity; guanyl-nucleotide exchange factor activity. Lineage: Eukaryota; Metazoa; Arthropoda; Insecta; Diptera; Tephritidae. The record is from RefSeq and is a predicted model, not a curated record.